UCUCAAUUAGUCAGAAAACUGUUUUAGACUGUACGCUGUCACUGUGUCUGAGUCGUGACUGAAAAAGCUCCGUUCGGCGGAGACGGUGAGGUCCUUUAUCGCCCAGCCGUCGCGUCGCGUCGCGUCCCCUAUUAAUUUUCUACACUCAUUUUUUUGGUCGGAGUUUCGUUGCCACACAUAUAGAACCUUACCGCUCAUAGGGUUAGAGAUUAUCGUCCGCCGUAACAUCUCGAAUCCAUUUGGGGGACACAAGAUAGGCAGCCCGAUAAGCUUCUUCUCACUGGUUACAACUGUCUAUUAGGCUUUGGAUCUUCUUACAGAUGGGAGAUAUUUGAUUGUUCUUCUGCGACGGUAAUUAAUUCUAGAUAAACACACUUGUUCAUUUCCUUUACCCCGCACCCGACAUGGCAACCAAGGCCCCCGAACACACUCUCAAGAAAGCCCGAUUCGAAAAGACUGCUGCCCUCGAGACCUCAGGAUCUCAGGAAGAGACCGCGAUUCGAGAUGCUGAUCACUCAGUCAAACCUCUAUCAUUGACGAUCAAUCCGGACUACGUUAGAAAGCUCAAAGCGAGCAACAUUCUCGGAUUUCAACGCCUUCCAGCUGCUUCCCGUUCCACGGCUCGUUACUACACACUCCGUGUCGAUCAGCUUCGGUCCAGGUUUUCUUACAUUCUCGAGAAUUAUCUCUCGAUUAAACUCAACGAGCAAGAAGAAAUCUUGUCCUUUGACGAGGUGACCAAUAAAGUCAACGCGAUAACUCCGAUCAUCGUGAAUGCUUGCAUGACUGCCGUUUACUUGAAACUGCAUAACAUUCACAAGUCUUUUCAAACACAUUCGACUCGUUUUGCGACUCCUCCGUCAUACACCGAGGAUCUCGAGCUUCCUCUACCCUUUGCCGAUGCCAUCUCCCAACUCGGCGUGUUCACUCCGAGUGGUUUGACUAAAAAUAUCUUUUGCGUUCCUGUUUACCCUGAAGGAACCGAGAAUGAAGGCCGAUCGAGCGAGAUUUGGCACAACUAUGACUAUGAAAAUGUGAUGCCUUGCCUUAGAACGCUCGGAAUCAAGCUGAAAUCGGUCGAUACCAAAUCGGAGGUUGGGUCUGCUUGGUGGACAUUCAGGCACGAGCAUGUUUAUGGUCAUUUUGAUCUUCGUUGCAUAUUUUCUCCGGUCAACUACAGUGACCACGCUUGCUUGUUAGCCAGCAUGUUUAUCCCGCACGAGAAUCCAGACAAUGAUGCCUCCAGCCUGAUCGUCUUCCAUAACGAUGAUGUCCCAAACUACCCUUGUCGUCUUCGAGAAAUACCGCCUGGUUUUCAGCUUAGAGCUUUCAGCGCUCUUUGUCAUGGCCCCCGGGAAGAGUGGCUCAUUUAGGUGAAAACAGUGGCCGGUGAGGCAUUCAGACGUACAGUAGCAAAUUCAUUUGUACAGUGCCAUGUGCUGGUCAUCUUUCAAAUUGGCAUUAAGUUGACUAGCGGACCUAGACUUGUCAGCACUUUUUUUUUUUUUUUUU
This is a messenger RNA of Striga asiatica, 1512 nucleotides long. NCBI's taxonomy places the organism in Eukaryota, Viridiplantae, Streptophyta, Magnoliopsida, Lamiales, Orobanchaceae. The record is from the annotation of a GenBank genome assembly.